GUCACGCGACGCUGCCCGGGUUUGUUUUGUUUGUGAUCCGCGGGACAAAUAGAGGAUUUAUCUGUAAUAAACUCUGUUAAAUACCUGUAAUAAAGUAUAAAAUCUGAUAUAAAUCACCAGGGAGAUGUCUCAGGACCUGUGGUUUCAGAACUAUGACGCCACAUGUCGACUCGCCCAGGAGAUUGCUGAGAACAUCCAGGAGAGGAACCGACAGCAGAGGACCGGCGGGAACCCUGCCAAGCUGAACAUGACCCUGCGAGCAUCUCUGCAGAAACUGAAGCAGAACAUCACACAGCUGAGAGAGACACUGGCUCGAGCCUCAUCACAGCGCCGCGUAAUGCAGAGUGAAGCGGACCGGAGGCAGAACCUGGUGGACGACCUGGUGACCAGGGAGAAGCAGCUGUUCACCUCGUUUAGCCGAGACCCGAGCGCUCCGGAACCGUCACGGUCAGCUCUGUUAGCGGGAGGAUUUGGGGCGGAGCCUGCGCAGAAUCCGUGGCUCAUCAACGAAUCAGAGGAGACAAAAGGCCGGACGUUCGGAGAGAUCAAAGAGCAGCAGCAGCGCAUUAUACAGGCUCAGGAUGAAGGUCUGGACGCGCUCGCAGAUGUGAUCAGCAGACAGAAGCGAAUGGGACAGGACAUCGGAAAUGAGCUUGAUGAACACAAUGAGAUCAUCGAUGACAUCACACAGCUGGUGGACACGACGGACAGCCGCAUCCGCAACGAGACGCGCCGAGUGCAACUGGUGGAGACCAAGUCAGCCUCCUGCGGUAUGAUGGUGGUGAUCGUGUUGCUGCUGAUCGCCAUCGUGGUUGUUGCUGCAUGGCCGACAUGAAGUGAUGAAGGACACACACAGCUGCGAAACACACACACACACACACACACACACACACACAUGCAGUGUUUUAGAUCAUCUCCCUACUGUAAGCAUUGACAAAUAUAAAAUUUCUAAUAAAGAGUUACCAAUCUGC
Messenger RNA from Clarias gariepinus (North African catfish), 971 nucleotides. It is a transcript of the gene stx8, whose product is annotated as syntaxin 8. Gene Ontology annotation, cellular component: SNARE complex; endomembrane system. The transcript is spliced from 8 exons. NCBI's taxonomy places the organism in Eukaryota, Metazoa, Chordata, Actinopteri, Siluriformes, Clariidae. Gene Ontology annotation, biological process: vesicle fusion; intracellular protein transport. The coding region runs from base 125 to 835 and encodes 236 amino acids. Gene Ontology annotation, molecular function: SNAP receptor activity; SNARE binding. The record is from RefSeq and is a predicted model, not a curated record.